Messenger RNA from Closterium sp. NIES-67, 2297 nucleotides. Lineage: Eukaryota; Viridiplantae; Streptophyta; Zygnematophyceae; Desmidiales; Closteriaceae. The record is from the annotation of a GenBank genome assembly.
UUUGGGAUCAUCCUCUAUCGUCGAGUGCGUGAUCAGGUCCUCAUCUUGAUGCUUCGUGAGAUUUCUUAGGAGUCGCCAUCCUCGUUAGACAUCUAAUUGCCGGUGGCGACAAAAGUUCCGUUUACUGCGCAUUAGUAGUUUUCUCUUCUCCCCGAGAAGAUUACUACAUACAUAGUUUCUGUUCGUGACCCAGGACUUCGUAGCUGGAGAAUCUUGACGUCGUAGUUUCUGACCGAAUUCAAGCUCUUAGACAGGCGUUCAGCGUCGUAACGUGAUCCGAGGGCUCCAUCAUAUGACGUAAUAUCCAAGCUGGGAAGCUAAGAGCAGAGAAACUAACAGCACCUUUACCACCCUCCUUUAUUCUGGAAUUCGCUUUCAGAACAUCCCUUAAAACGAUGCCGACUCCCUUUGUCUUUGCAGUAGUUUCUUUACUCCUCAUCAUCCCGUCUCCUGGAACAGCCUCAGGCAAUGUCGGUAGCAGAUCAAAAACGUAUCCGCAGUGCUUCACAGGAGCUGAGAAGGACUCGAAUCAUGGCCGACUAGAUGGCGUUAAGGUGUUCGGUGCUGGCAUCGAGCCGUCCGUGAAGCUGAACCAACAGCUCUGCUUCAAGAUCGCUGCAGAGGAUUCUAAGGGCCGUCGCCUGGACAAGGGUUGCUCGCCCCCCACGACCACGUGGGAGGUGCUGAUUCAUUCCUCCGACGGCCGGAUUCGACUCAGCGCGCCUGUCACGCACGCUGCAGAGGACGGGUACCACGUGCCAUGCUACCGUCUUUUGGAGCCAGGCGAGUACGUGGUCUCCGUGUACCUGACAGGCGUGCAUGCCGGCUCGCUGGCAGGCAGUAGGGACAGGGGCGAGGCUCUGAGGCACCUCAAGUUCCAGCUGGUCGGCCAGUACAACGUGUCUGCUCAGCCAUCGGAUCCGGAGGCAUACGAAGAGGAGUAUGGUCGUGUUCAGGCGUCUCUACCAGCGUGCACAGCGCAGCUGCUGGAGGAAUCGAGGAACGCCGGGCGGUGGAUUGACCAGCAGUGGUUCCCCUAUGCGUGCUCUGUCCAGCACAUCACCCCCAGUGCUGCACGUGCGUGUCUGAAGGGCAAGCGCCUGCUGGUGGUGGGCGACAGCCAGCAGUGGCUGCUCUUCUCCCACAUGCUCGCCUUCCUCUCCUCCUCCUCCCGCUGCCGCCUCCUGGAAGGCCUUGGGGACCGCCGCUCCUCCAUGGUCCGGCUCCGCUGUGACAAGGCGCACAUGCAGGGGCCUGUGCCGUGGGUGCCAGGGUCAGAGGGGCAGCACAUAGCCGUGCACCACACUCGCUUCGCCCCCACUGUGGCUGCCACCUACUAUGGCGCCGAGGGCAACGGAUUCGCCGUUGCAAGGAUCCCAGUGGAUCUGAACGCAACCACACCAGCAGCAGCUGUUCUCAACGAGAGGAAGCGCAGGCGGGACCAGGAUCAACUACUCGAAUCAGCCGAUCAGGCGCAGACGGGCGGUGCAGGGACUCCAAGCAGCAGCAGCAGCAGGUGGAGCAGUGGUGGGAAACGGGGAGGAGUGGAGCAGUACGAUUCAGUGGAGGGCCGGGAGGUGCUUGACAUGACAGCUACAGACGAGGACCCUCGGGAUCUCCACACCGCAAGCAGGAUCCGGGAGUGGGAGCAGGAGAGGGAGCGGCAGCGGGCGGCGGAUGCCGACCAGAUCGUAGCGGUGUUUGUGGCGCAUUCCAAUGCGUCAGAGCCGCUGUACAAGGAGUGGAUGGUGAACCACACAAGGAGGGGCCCUCUGGCCAAUGAGCAUGCGCCGUUUGACUUCGUGCUGGCGUCCAGCGGGCUGCAUGACCUGUCGGCAUUUGACUCGCCGGAAGAAUAUGCCGCCGCGCUCGACCGUGAGUUUGUGGCAUCGGUGCGUUUUGCUGUGAAUGGCGGCAUGGGAGGGCCGGGUUCGGCAGUGGUGUGGUUGGGGCCAUGGGCGGUUCAGCAGUCAGCUGUGGCACCCGAACUGCUGCCAUCUAUGAAUCAUGCUCGCCUCAAUGCGUUUGACAGUGCUGCACGCAGCCUUAUCAAUUCGUGGAAGGUCCCCUUCAUCUCAACCAUACCAAUGACACUAUCAAGGCCAGACCUGUCGAAAGAUGGCAUGCACUAUUCCUGGCCUGUAUCCAUGGCUUUGUUGGAGCUCUGGCUUGGUUCUGUUUGCCCUGCACAGCCCACAAUCAAGGAUUGUUGAUAUGUGGUGUUUCUCACAAUCGAAUAAGCUUUAUUUCACAUUGUGUAACUGAUGCGCUGCUUGUAAUGAAGUUAGCACUUUGCA